AUGAGUUCCAAGGCAGCAGUUUUAGAGAAAAUGAAACAAAAUGGUGUAAAUUGCCGAUUGCAAGCUAUUUAUGUUACCAAACUUGCACAGGCAAUUCAGGAAUCCGAUAUUGAAUCGAUGAAAAAAAUAAAACCCCUUAAUGAAGAGAAAAAAUACCUGAUUGCUAACUCAAUCAUUAUCAAUUUUCUGAAUUCCAGAAAAUUUGAUAAAACUCUCGAAUCCAUAUCAAUCGAAUCGAAAGAUUUCAAGGAAAAAAGCAUAAAAUCUCCUGAAAAGGAAUUAAAAUUACAAGCUAAUGGAAAAUUAAUCAAACAAUUAAUAAACUCAAAUACAAAAACUCAGAAAGAUCAAAGUCAUACAGAAUUACGCAAGCAGCUUACAAACAGAUUGCAACAGAUCAACGAUGAAGAUGAAAAACCUGAAAAGAAAGAAGAACCACUGAAAGAAACUCCCAAAGAACAAAAGAAGCCAGUUGAGCCCGUUAUUGAAGUCAAAACUGACGAAUCAGACUCCUUUGAUUUUGAAAUCGAAGAUACUACAAAACCAGCUCCAAAACAGCCCCAGCAGCAAGCAAGCAAAGAUAAUAAUAAAGAUUCUCAAAAGCCACCUGAAAAACCGGCUCCUAAAGCAGAGGUAAGUAAUUCUAAACCAGCUCCUCAAGUUAUUACAGAAGAAUCAACCUCGAACAUUUCCGAUCCUUUGGAAGAAAGCAAACCGGUCAACUUAAAGCCAGCUAAAAACGAUAAUAUCAGACCACCACAGAAAACAGAAUCAAUUUCAUCAGGAAUGAAUUUCAGCUUUGAUGAAUCAGAUAAUUCCGUCGAAGUCCCAACUAAAGUUCAGCCAAAGGGUGCUAAAGGCCAAGCUAGUAAUAAAUCAGACGAUGAAUCGAGCGGAGUUUUAGAAUUAAGUGAUGAACCAUCAAUUCCUGUUCAAACAUCUACAAAAUCUAGAGAUAUUCCAGCCGCUAAGCAGCCAGUUGUAAAUAAAAUUGAAGAAAGUACAACAGACGACUUUGGAGCUGAUCUUGAUUUUUCAUCAGAACAACCUCAAGAUAAGCCUGCUCCAAAGCCAGCUGCUAAGCCAGCUCCUCAAAAGAGUGCAAUCGAAGACACUAGCUCAAUGAAUUUUGAUUUCGAUAUUAGCGAUGACGAUGAAGAUGAGAAGCCAACUAAUACAAAGGCUGAUCCACCAAAAGCAAAGACUUCUGCUGCUGCACCAGCUCCAGCUAAACCAGUAGCAGCACCUGCAAAUAAGAAUCCUGCAGCUAAAUCUAAUUCUUCGGAUAUCGAUGUUAGUUUAGAUGAAUCCGAUUUUGACUUGUAA
Molecule: messenger RNA, 1326 nt
Organism: Trichomonas vaginalis G3
Lineage: Eukaryota; Parabasalia; Trichomonadida; Trichomonadidae
Exons: 1
Coding region: 1-1326 (441 amino acids)
Source: RefSeq, a predicted model, not a curated record